Molecule: messenger RNA, 1086 nt
Organism: Amphimedon queenslandica
Lineage: Eukaryota; Metazoa; Porifera; Demospongiae; Haplosclerida; Niphatidae
Product: ankyrin repeat domain-containing protein 29-like
Exons: 1
Biological process (GO): protein K6-linked ubiquitination
Cellular component (GO): BRCA1-A complex; BRCA1-BARD1 complex
Molecular function (GO): ubiquitin-protein transferase activity; protein binding
Source: RefSeq, a predicted model, not a curated record
AUGAAAAGGCGUGAUCCUAACAUUCAAGACAAUGAUGGCACGACAGCACUCAUGUUAGCUAGUCAAAAUGGUCAUCAACACGUGGUUGAGUUACUCCUUAAGGAAAAGACUGAUCCUAACAUUCAAGACAAUGAUGGCAGUACAGCACUCAUGUUAGCUAGUCAAAAUGGUCAUCAACAAGUGGUUGAGUUGCUCCUUAAUGAAAAGGCUGAUCCUAACAUUCAAGACAAUGAUGGCAUGACAGCACUCAUGGAAGCUAGUCUAAAUGGUCAUCAACAAGUGGUUGAGUUGCUCCUUAAUGAAAAGGCUGAUCCUAACAUUCAAGACAAUGAUGGCAUGACAGCACUCAUGGAAGCUAGUCUAAAUGGUCAUCAAGAAGUGGUUAAGUUACUCUUUAGUGAAAAGGCUGAUCCUAACAUUCAACACAAUGAUGGCUGGACAGCACUCAUUGCAGCUAGUCAAAAUGAUCAUCAGCAAGUGGUUCAGUUACUCAUUAAUAAAAAGGCUGAUCCUAACAUUCAAAAGAAUAAUGGCGCAACAGCGCUCAUGGUAGCUAGUCAAAAUGAUCAUCAAAAAGUGGUUGAGUUACUCCUUAAGGAAAAGGUUGAUCCUAGCAUUCAAGACAAUGAUGGCAGUACAGCACUCAUGUUAGCUAGUCAAAAUGGUCAUCAACAAUUGGUUGAGUUACUCCUUAAGGAAAAGGCUGAUCCUAACAUUCAAGACAAUGAUGGCAUGACAGCACUCAUGGAAGCUAGUCAAAAUGGUCAUCAACAAUUGGUUGAGUUACUCCUUAAGGAAAAGGCUGAUCCUAACAUUCAAGACAAUGAUGGCUGGACAGCACUCAUGGAAGCUAGUCAAAAUGGUCAUCAAGAAGUGGUUAAGUUACUCUUUAAUGAAAAGGCUGAUCCUAACAUUCAAGACAAGGAUGGCAUGACAGCAUUCAUGCUAGCUAGUCAAAAUGGUCAUCAACAAGUGGUUGAGAUACUCCUUAAUGAAAAGGCUGUUCCUAACAUUCAAAGCAAUGAUGGCAUGACAGCACUCAUGGUAGCUAGUCAAAAUGGUCAUCAACAAGUGGUUGAGUUACUC